AUGCUACCUUUCUUCAACAUAGUCCCCGGUAGUCCCAGCACAGGGCCAAUAGGCUGGCACCUCCAUGCAACAGAAUGCGGCGAGACGCGUACUUCAUUUGCAAGCUACGUGCAACUCGACUUCGUCGCUGGCACCACGACAAAAUCCGCCAAGACGGGUUUCCCAGACUUCAGCCGGCUACCGGCCGAGCUGCAAGUCCACGUACUGAGUUUCUGCAGCAGCGCCACGCUCUUCCGGCUCAUGCACACUUGCAGCGCGCUGCGGCACGCCGCCAGCAAGCUCUUCUGGGCUCGCCCGGAUACCUGGUAUUCCCUCGACGGUACCUGGCUGCUUGCAGGCGGGUUUCCCGGAGAAACGCACUGUGUGACUGAGUUUCUGCGGCGGGUGCGUCAGCUCGAAAUCAGGUUUGAACAUGUACGCGAGGUGAUGCCCCCGGCUACGGACGAGCAGGACGAGCAGAUAUACGGCUUUUGGCGCGCACUACAGCGUCUGGCUCCUCGGCUCGAGCGUGUCGUCGUCAGCCAUGAUGCGCCGCGCAUAACAAGGACUAUCUCGCUCGAGCUUCUGAAACGAGUGCUGCAGAAGCGGCCGCGCGGUAUCGACGCCUUUGCAUCCGUCAUCACAGCCGGCGAUGCCAGUACACACCGCGGGAUAAGGUAUCGCGGCCGCUUUGGCGCCGCCGGCUGGGAACUAACGGACCCGGAGUGGGUGCGCCAGAGUGUGCUUCUCCCGCCGAAAGCGUGGCGUGGGCCCAUGGGCGAGUAUGCUCAAGCCCAGUACCAGAUUGACCGGUGUCUGAGGAUGCGGCGUGCGCGGCAUGCACUGCGCAUUCAAGCGGCUGAGCGAAGCUAUCUCAGCGAGGAAGAGUGGUUCAAGUGUCCCGGGCGUGAGUGCCAUGACUACUUUUUCGAGGGUAGAGCAUGGGCGGUGCAUGCGGUGGAGACACAGGACUUUAUGUACGCAGACGUGCCGGUCGAGUAUAAAGACGAGUUUGAUAGGUACGAGGAUAUGAUUGAGCGUGUUGAUAGGAGGGCGUGGGACACUGUGUUGAGGAUACGGAAGCGGUACAGAGGAGCAAGCAUUCAGGAGAGGAAAGAAAUUGAGCAGGAGACCCUGGAUCAAUUGUUGUGUGAUCCGGACUAUGCUUCAAGCAAGCCAGCGAAGGAGAGUGGGAUUUGGAUGCUAUAUCAAGAUUGUGUCAAGGAAGAAAGGUAG
This is a messenger RNA of Exserohilum turcica Et28A, 1215 nucleotides long. RefSeq lists its product as uncharacterized. Bases 1 to 1215 code for a protein of 404 amino acids. The record is from RefSeq and is a predicted model, not a curated record. The transcript has a single exon. Lineage: Eukaryota; Fungi; Ascomycota; Dothideomycetes; Pleosporales; Pleosporaceae. Gene Ontology annotation, molecular function: protein binding.